AUGGAAUGUGACACCGGCUACUCAAUGAAAUGUAAUUAUAGGCCAUUCAGUGGUUCUACGGAAGAGACGAGCUGCCUGCAAAUGAGCAUAACGCACAAAUACAAUAUAAGAAGGAAAGAAAUUCUAAAUAACGACACAAAAGAAAAUAUAGGUCACGAUCCUAUAUCCACACAACCAACAUAUCCUGUCUGUCUGCCUGCCUAUCUCUAUAUAUCAGUGUCAUCACAACAAUUGCAACACUGCAGUAACAAUUAUGCGACUACACUGCAACACAACAACAAGAACACGGCAACACAAAAUAAAAAAAAUGAUUAUACAGAAAGUAAGCAAACGCACGAGCGAGCUCAACACAAAAUAACAUCAUCCAAAACAACAACGACGCAACUAAAACGUUUGCUCGAUGUUCAGUUUUUAAAUUAUGCUCUUCACUAUGCGCACGCUCUGCUUCGUUUCUUUGAAAUCCGUGUAAAAUUUGGCAUGUUUGAUAACAUCGACAAACUCAGACAGCGACUAAAAAACGAGGCAGGACACGUGGCAGCAACACAACGACAACCACAAAACAACAACAACAACAGCAACGACAAUGACGCCAUGUUGUCUGCUAAACCAUUUGCCUUUCCUACAACCCCAGGAAUAAUUUAA
This is a messenger RNA of Helobdella robusta, 642 nucleotides long. RefSeq lists its product as hypothetical. The transcript is spliced from 5 exons. The record is from RefSeq and is a predicted model, not a curated record. The coding region runs from base 1 to 642 and encodes 213 amino acids. NCBI's taxonomy places the organism in Eukaryota, Metazoa, Annelida, Clitellata, Rhynchobdellida, Glossiphoniidae.